AUGUCAGACGAAGAUUUGCGUCCCGUCGAGCUCAUGCCGCCAUUUACGCCCAUCACGGCCAUCGAUUCCAAGUUUGUCUUGGCUGACCCCGUGCGCCUCAAGAUCCGCCACCGUCACAACGUGGACGUUGGCGAGUUUAUCAUCCGAGACGAGGUCACGGGCGCGCCGUACUUUAUCAUUGACGACAAAUUCUGGUCUUUACACGACCGCAAAUUCCUUCGGGAUGCGACCGGGGCCGAACUUUUUACUCGCUUCGACGCGACCACUUUCUUUGGCAACGCCGAGGUCAAGUGCGAAUUUCAGGACGUCGUCACGAAGAAGCGCCGCGUCUUUGCGGCCACGGGUGGCGCCGGAUCGUCGGUCGUCCUCUACUGCAAUGGCCGGCCGAUUGCAAAGUGGCUCAAGGAUUGGUCGUUCAGUGACGGCGGCUACGUUUUCUUGGACGUCUCGCCCGGCGUGGACUUGGCGCUCAUUGACACGUACCGCGACCACGGCUUUGGCCACCGACAGGGGCUGGUCGUCAUUUUCGAAAUUCCAGUGUCGACAACGGUAUCCGAUAUGGGCGCGUGUCUGUCGGACGAACCCAUCCCUACACCGCUCCUCGUUGCGCCGCUUUCGCCCAUCACGGCCGUCGACCCGAGAUUCGUCCUCAAGACACCAGUGCGCCUGCACGCUCGCUAUGACUGGUCCAGCGAGGGACCUUUUCGCAUCAAGGACGUUGCGACCGGUGUGCCCUACUUCGUUGUCGACGGUGCGCUUGGGCCGUGCCACAACCGGAAGACGCUGCGCGACGCCAACGGCGUCAAAGUCGCAGUGAUGGACGAGCCGUGGACAUCGGGCGGACGCCGUGACGUGUCGCGCAUCAACGGCAGCGGCGAGGCGUCCCUUGUCUUUAGCUUUGACACGACGUUCUUCUUGGUUUGUACAGACGUCCGAUGCGAAUUCGUCGACUUGGUGACCAAGCAGCGUCAUGAGCUGACGGGAUCGGGCAGCGUCGGGUCUUGGGACAUGGUCUUUCGCUGCGACGGCCACGUGAUCGCGACAUUCGAGAAGGACGCGACACUGAGUGACAAGUAUUUCCUGCACAUUGCGGCAGGCGUCGACUUGGCGCUCAUUGUUCUUUUGUGCGUUGGCGCGCAAGAGGCAUCAGAGACGAUGUUUUCGUAA
This is a messenger RNA of Saprolegnia parasitica CBS 223.65, 1167 nucleotides long. RefSeq lists its product as hypothetical. Lineage: Eukaryota; Oomycota; Saprolegniomycetes; Saprolegniales; Saprolegniaceae. Bases 1 to 1167 code for a protein of 388 amino acids. The transcript is spliced from 3 exons. The record is from RefSeq and is a predicted model, not a curated record.